CCUUCUUUUGUAAUUACUCUUUCUCUUCCUGGGCUCAAACUUUCUUUCUUCUCCUUGGAGUCGGAAGUACUUUGAAGUUCUGGAUUGGUGCGUUGAUUCUCCAUAUUUUACCACUUUUAGGCUGGCUGCUGGUUUGCUGAGCAAUAUUAGGGGCAGAGUUUGGAGGAUUUUUUUCAAGAAAAGCAUUGCUUUUGCUUGGUCACUCAGGUACCUGAGCAGAAGUGUCAGGAGUACAGACAGACAGACUCAGCAUCACAGCAACAAUGACCUCAUCAGUCCUGGAGAUGAUCAAGGAGGAGGUGACCUGUCCUAUCUGCCUGGAGCUUCUGAAAGAACCUGUGAGUGCCGAUUGUAACCACAUCUUCUGCCGAGCCUGCAUCACUCUGAACUAUGAGUCCAGCAAAGGCAAAGAAGGGGAGGGCAUCUGCCCUGUGUGCCGAGAAUGUUACCUGUUUGGGAAUCUGAGGCCUAAUUGCCAUGUGGCCAACAUAGUGGAGAGGCUCAAGGAGUUCAAGUCCAGCUCAGGGGAGGAGCAGAAGGUGAAUGUCUGUAUACAACAUGGAGAGAAACUCCAGCUCUUCUGUGAGAAGGACAUGGUGGCCAUCUGCUGGCUUUGUGAGAGAUCUCAGGAGCACCGUGGUCACCAAACAGCUCUCAUUGAAGAGGUGGCCAGUAAGUACAAGGGGAAGCUCCAGGCUGCCCUGAAGAUGCAGAUGGCUAAUGAGGAAAGAUGUGACCAGUGGGAAGAUGACCUUCAAAAGGAGAGAACUUUCUGGGAGAACCAAAUACAGAGUGAGGUAGAAAACGUUGAGAUGGAGUUGAAAGGACUGCGGGAAUUCCUGGACUCCAAGGAGAAGAAUGAGGUUGAGAAGCUGAUGAAAGAGAAGGAAGACACUAUGAACAUCCUGGAAGGUUCUCAAAUUGAGCUGGUGAAGCAGAGGGAGUCAGUGAGAGACCUCAUCUCAGAUCUGGAGCAUGGGUUGCAGUGUUCAACCAUGGAGAUGCUGCAGGGUGUGAAUCAUGUCCUAACAAGGAGUCAGAACUUAAGACUGAAACAGCCCAAAAUGGUCCCAAGUAAACAGAGAAAGAUCUUCCGAGCUCCGGAUCUGAAGGGCAUGCUGCAAGUGUUUCAAGGGCUCUUGGAUGCCCAGCACCACUGGGUUCACGUGACCCUGAAUCAAACACAAGAUAAAAACAUUGUCAUUAAUGAAGACAAAAGACAAAUACAACAUCGAAAUGGUAAUAAAAGAAAUUCUCAGAUUUCUAAGACCUACAAAUUGGGUGUCCUAGGGUAUCCAGCUAUUCACUCAGGGAAACAUUACUGGGAAGUAGACGUGUCUAGAUGUGAUGCCUGGCUCCUGGGAAUAAAUAAUGGAAAAUGUGCUAAACCCCAGCUUUCUGCAGCAAAUGAAAAGAACUUCAAUGUCAAAUAUAAUUCUAAUGUUAAACGACAUGUAAAUUUUUCCCCUUUCACCUUUGACGAUGAUUACAAACAUGAUUUUGGGGACAGACAAUAUGUGAAUUAUCAACCUAAACAUGAAGUUAAAGAUGAUUCUGAUGAUAAACAACAUGCAAAUUAUCAGCCCAAAUGUGGCUACUGGGUUAUAGGGAUGAUGGACGGGUCUGUAUAUAAUGCCUUUGAAGAGUGUUCUGUCACCCACAAUGCCAGUGUCUUGCUCCUCUCUCUGACUCGUCCUCCCACUCGUGUUGGAGUUUUCCUGGACCGAGAAGCUUGCACUCUCUCAUUUUAUGAUGUUUCCAACCAUGGAGCUCUCAUCUAUAGAUUCUAUGAACCGAACUUCCCUAAUGCAGUUUAUCCAUAUUUUAAUCCUAUGACAUGUUCAGAGCCAUUGACAGUCUGUGGGCCACCCUCCUAAGCCCUCACCCAUGUCUGCACACUGUCCCUGUAUCUGAUGUAUCCCAUAUGUCUGAGAUCUGUGGCAUCAUUUUAACUUUUUCUACCUUUUGACUUACCAUUUCAGUGACCUUCACUUCUAAAUACAAACCAGUAUUGGUUCUUUU
Messenger RNA from Microtus ochrogaster (prairie vole), 2022 nucleotides. RefSeq names its product E3 ubiquitin-protein ligase Trim30alpha-like. Gene Ontology annotation, molecular function: protein binding; zinc ion binding. NCBI's taxonomy places the organism in Eukaryota, Metazoa, Chordata, Mammalia, Rodentia, Cricetidae. The record is from RefSeq and is a predicted model, not a curated record.